Messenger RNA from Kluyveromyces marxianus DMKU3-1042, 1695 nucleotides. It is a transcript of the gene HXT14, whose product is annotated as Hxt14p. The transcript has a single exon. Gene Ontology annotation, biological process: transmembrane transport; carbohydrate transport. The coding region runs from base 1 to 1695 and encodes 564 amino acids. Gene Ontology annotation, cellular component: plasma membrane. The record is from RefSeq and is a predicted model, not a curated record. NCBI's taxonomy places the organism in Eukaryota, Fungi, Ascomycota, Saccharomycetes, Saccharomycetales, Saccharomycetaceae. Gene Ontology annotation, molecular function: carbohydrate:proton symporter activity.
AUGGGAAUAAAAUGUUACUGUCACCAGAAUAACUUUAUAAUUUACCGAAAACAUCAACCAGUAAAGUGUCUCUGUAUCGCCCUAAGACAACCAAGAACUUUAGAUAUGUCAGAAGAUACAACAUCAUCCUUUGAAACAACGGAAAAAGCCAUAGAUGUCCUCAUGAAGGAAAACGCUUCGGCUACAAAUUCCUCGGAGUUUGACAACAAUAUUGUUAGUCAAACAGCAUUUUCUUCUGAAAAGGAUACUACUACAGCCAAAAAUAAAUUGCCAUUACAACCGAUUUUGCUAUGUCUAGCUACGUCAUUUGCUGGUUUUAUUUUUGGUUGGGAUGUCGGUACCAUAGGUGGGAUUACAAACAUGGCUUCAUUUCAAAACCACUUUGGUACUAAAUAUAAUGCUGCCACAAAUAUGUACUACUUCCCCAAAAUGCUUGUUGGGUUGAUUGUAUCCAUUUUCAACAUUAGCUGCGCUUUAGGUGGUCUAUUUCUUGUUAAGAUUGCUGAUAUAAAUGGAAGGAAACCUGGAAUAUAUGCAGCUCUAACCAUCUACUCUUUGGGAACUUUGAUUGGUUGGACUUGUGGCGCGUCAUGGUGGUAUUUCUUCUUUGCGAGAUUUAUUUCUGGAUUAGGUGUUGGUGCUACUGCAGUUAUGAUCCCCAUGUUCAUUGGAGAGUCUGCACCUAUUAAUAUUCGUGGUGCUAUGGUUGUUCUUUAUCAAUUGAUGAUUACUUUAGGGAUUCUAGCCGGAAAUAUUGUUAAUUAUAGCUGUAAGAACACUUUGAAUGCAAGGGACAAUAUUACCUGGAAGAUCCCUGUGGGGUUAGGAAACUUAUGGGCAGCAAUUGUGGUUCUUGGAGUUCACUUAAUGCCAGAAUCCCCUUUAUUCCUCACUAAAAGAUUCGGUGACGUUUUGCAAGCCAAAAAAUCUUUUGCUCGUAUGAACAGCUUAAAUACAGACGAUCCUCUUGUCGAGAAUCAUAUUCAAAACCUUAUGAAAGAAGCAGAGGCAGACGAUAAGUUGGAUGAAGGUACGAAACAUGGAAAGUUUGAAUUUAUCUUCGGUGAGCCUAGAUUAGGUUUCAGACUAUUUAUUGGUAUUAUGGUUAUGGCAUUCCAACAACUAUCUGGUGCAAACUAUUUCUUUUACUAUGGGACAACUCUUUUUAAUUCUGUUGGAAUUGAGGACCCAUACUUAACCUCUAUUUUAUUAUCAUCAGUCAACUUUGCAUCGACAUUUUUGGGUAUCUAUUUGGUAGAAAGGUUAGGCCGAAAAGCUUGUUUGAUUCUUGGUUCGGUUGGUAUGUUCACUUGUAUGUCAAUAUACGCAUCAGUUGGAUCGUUUGCCUUGACAAAAACUCCUCAAGCUUCUGGUGCAGUUAUGAUCACUUUUACUUGUAUAUAUAUCAUGUUUUUUGCAUGUACAAGUGGUCCAGUUUCUUUCGUUGUCAUCUCAGAGUUGUUCCCUGCUAGGACAAAGGCUAUUUCAAUGGCUAUUUGUACUUCGAUGAAUUGGCUCUGUAACUUUUUCAUCUCACUUUUCACUCCUUAUGUUACUGAGAAGAUCGGAUUCAAACUUGGGUUUGUUUUCGCUGUGUGCUUAUUCGUAUCGGUAUGGUUCUUCACAUUCUUUUUGAAGGAAACCAAGAAUAAAACGUCCGAAGAAGUCGACAAACUAUAUGCUCUCACUGAGUAA